CGACGGCAGCGCACGUAUCAAGUGCGCCGCCUCCAACUCCCCCACCCCGAUCCUCCUCGGCUCAUCCCCUCCCUGAGUCCCUGUUCCCCUUCUCCUUCUCUCCUCCCCUCCUUGCUAGGGUUCUUGCUAGGUUAAAUCCCACGCCAGGUUAAAAAAAAAGGUUAAAUCCCACGCUCCUGUGCUAGAUCCGCUAGGAGCCGGCUGAAGCGGUUCCGUUCCGCCCUUGCUCUCCGAAAUCCAACUCCUCCUCCCCCGUCCGGGAAGCGAAGGCCGCAGUCCCUCUCCUCCCUCCUCCCCUGCUGUCCUCGGUGUCCGGCGCACACCACGGCCGGCGCAGGGAUGCAGAACCCCGCCACGCCCACCCCGGCGGCGGCCCCGUCCAAGGGCAAGUCGGCGGCGCAGAAUCCUAGCGAGCACCACGCCGCGACGACCGCCCCGUCGGGGACGCCGUCCAAGGGCAAGUCGGCGGCGGCUCAGGCCGCGGCCGCGGGCCAGGGCUCCUCCUCGCAUCACCACUCCGCUGCCGGCGCCGACGCGUCCGCCCCCACCCUCAAGCGCAAGCGCGGCGUCUUCCAGAAAGACCUGCAGCACAUGAUGUAUGGAUUUGGGGACGAUCCUAAUCCACUUCCAGAAACUGUUGCUCUUGUGGAGGACAUUGUUGUGGAAUAUGUCACUGACCUGGUGCACAAGGCACAGAAUGUUGCAUCAAAGAGGGGGAAGCUCCUGACAGAGGAUUUUCUUUACCUUAUACGCAAGGAUUUACGGAAACUGCACCGUGCUACUGAACUACUCUCCAUGAAUGAAGAGCUCAAGCAAGCAAGGAAAGCUUUUGAUGUGGAUGAAGAGACGCUGGCUACAAAUGCCAUAUGAUAUCUUCACAGAAGCCUUGGAAACCUUCAUACAAUAUGCAUUAGUUUUCCUUUCAGCUGUUUCUGCUGAAAGCGAUUUAUAUAAUGUUGGUUUUUGAGGGCUUUUACCUUGUACUGACCAAACCAUCAUAUCGUUCUUGUUGCCUAAACUAAACAGUUGAUGCGUACUGACGACAAUUCACCUGUGCAUUCCUGGUUUCAAACUUCAGAAAGCACUCCUGGUAUGGUAUUA
Molecule: messenger RNA, 1101 nt
Organism: Panicum virgatum (switchgrass)
Lineage: Eukaryota; Viridiplantae; Streptophyta; Magnoliopsida; Poales; Poaceae
Product: transcription initiation factor TFIID subunit 13-like
Exons: 5
Coding region: 340-870 (176 amino acids)
Biological process (GO): transcription by RNA polymerase II
Molecular function (GO): protein heterodimerization activity
Source: RefSeq, a predicted model, not a curated record